GCCUUUAGUUGCACGAGGAGGCCUUUACUUGCGUCUCUGCGCCUUUCAGAUCUAGAAGGCCUCGUCGAGAGCUUCCGUCGCGGCGUGUCAUCGGAGUGAAGAAGUUUAGCCGAGAGAUGUUGCAGAACCUGAGCCGAUACGCCGUCGAGAACGUCCGCGAGAAAUGGCGGGACGGCGACUGGAAGGAACGGCUGGAACUGGCGGAGCGGAACCUGCACGGCUUCAAGGAUUCGGCGAGCAAAAGAUUCGCUGCCGGGGACGAGGACGACUUUUCCGACAUUUUCAGGAGGAAGACCCGCUGGGAGCUGAUCCGCAUCUCGGCGGCCGUGAUGGGAAUCGAAUUCUGCUACGCGGCCGAGACGGCGUUCGUGUCGCCCACGCUCCUCGAGAUCGGGCUGGGCCACGCCGCGGUCACCCUCGUCUGGUGCCUGAGUCCUCUGCUCGGAUUCUUCCUCACGCCGCUGCUGGGUUCCAUGUCCGACAGGUGCUCGUGGGGGAUGGGGAGGAGGAGGCCCUUCGUGCUCAUCCUGUCUGCAGGGAUCGUUCUCGGGCUGAUCCUGGUGCCGAACGGGAAGGACCUGGGCAUCCUUCUCGGAGACCUCUACCCGAGUCGGGCCGGGGCGAACGGCACGGAUUCCUCGCUCGUCGGGAACGCGACGGGAGAAGACUCGACGGGGGAAGACUUGCCGGCGGAUGACUCCGCCGGGGCGAGUCGUCAUCCGUGGGGAAUUUUCUUCACGGCUCUCGGCACGGUCCUCCUGGACUUCGACGCGGACGCGUGUCAGAGCCCGUCCAGGACCUACCUCCUCGACGUCACCCAACCAGGCAAGUCCUCCAAAUCCUCCAAGCCCUUUAAGUCCCUCAAGCCCUCCCUCUGA
This is a messenger RNA of Darwinula stevensoni, 878 nucleotides long. Lineage: Eukaryota; Metazoa; Arthropoda; Ostracoda; Podocopida; Darwinulidae. The record is from the annotation of a GenBank genome assembly.